CGCAUUACGUUCAGCAAAUGCGCAGUUCCUGCCCUUACCAUUGCUAAAUACGAAACAGCAAUUUUGGGGACUUCUUUGAUUACAAUGCCUUUGAUUCAAGAAAGGCUACGGAUUCUCCUCGUCGGAAACGGCGGGAGAGAACACGCCUUAGCCUGGAAGUUGUCCCAAUCUUCCCUGGUCGAUUCAAUCUACGUCGUCCCCGGAAAUGGUGGAACUGGCAGUGCCAUUCCCAAGGUUGCCAACAUUGAUGAUGUGAGCGCCGAUGACUUCCCAGCGCUUGUCGUGCUGGCCAAGAAGCAUGGGAUCAACUUGGUCGUCCCCGGUCCCGAGGCACCUCUUGUCGCUGGCAUUGAGGGCUACUUCCGCGCUGCGGGUAUUCGCUGCUUUGGUCCCUCCAAGGCAGCCGCGCGCAUGGAAGGAUCGAAGACCUUCUCAAAGGAUUUCAUGGCCCGGCACCAGAUUCCGACGGCCGAGUUCCGCAACUUCAGCGACUACAAUGCCGCCAAAGAAUACAUCGACAGUAUCAAGCACGAUGUCGUUAUCAAGGCCGAUGGGCUGGCUGGUGGAAAGGGUGUGAUCAUCCCCAAAACCAAAGAAGAAGCCCAGGCUGCUCUCAAGGAAAUUAUGUUGAACCACGAAUUUGGAAAUGCUGGUGAUGAGGUUGUCAUCGAGGAGUACCUCGACGGAGAUGAAUUGAGUAUCUUGACCUUCAGCGACGGCUACACGCUUCGAUCCUUGCCUCCUGCACAGGACCAUAAGAGAAUUUUCGACGGCGAUCAAGGACCCAACACUGGCGGCAUGGGUUGCUACGCACCGACCCGAAUUGCUUCAGAGCAGGUUAUUGAGGAGAUUCACAGAACAAUUCUGGAGCCAACAAUCAAGGGAAUGAGACAGGAGGCUUUCCCCUUCUGCGGUGUCCUCUUCACUGGAUUGAUGAUGACCAAGAACGGCCCCAAGGUCCUUGAGUACAACACUCGAUUUGGCGACCCGGAAACGCAGACGCUCCUCCCUCUCAUCAGUGCUGACACCGACUUGGCCGAAGUCAUGGUUGCAUGCACGGAGCGCUGGCUCGAUGCGGUCGAGCUCAAGGUUGAGCCCAAAUUUGCGGCCACCGUUGUCGUUUCCGCUGGUGGAUACCCAGGCUCGUACGCAAAGGGCACCGAAAUGACACUUGACGAGCGUCCGGAAGGUAUCGAAAUCUUCCAUGCUGGUACGACAAUCAAGGAUGGCAAGCUGCGGACUUCUGGUGGACGUGUGAUUGCGGCAUCCGCUACGGCCGAGACUCUUGAAGAGGCCGUCAAGCGGGCUUACGAUGGUGUUGCUACCAUUCACUUUGACAAGAUGUUCUACAGAAAGGACAUUGCUCACCGAGCAUUUGGAGUUAAGGCCCCCAAGGAGGCGAUGACCUACGCUUCAGCCGGCGUUUCGAUUGAUGCCGGUAACGACUUGGUUCACAGAAUUAAGUCAGCAGUUCGUUCAACCAAGCGAACUGGGGCUGAUGCUGAGAUUGGUGGCUUCGGUGGAACUUUCGACCUGGAACGCGCCGGCUACAGCAAGAUUCCCGUCCUAAUUGGAGCAAUUGACGGUGUCGGAACGAAGCUCAAGGUUGCUCAGGCCAUUGGCAAGCAAGAUACCGUCGGUAUCGACCUUGUUGCCAUGAACGUCAACGACCUCGUCGUCCAGGGUGCCGAGGCGCUCUUCUUCCUUGACUGCUAUUCUUGCAGCAAACUGGAUGUCGGCAGUGCCGCCUCGUUUGUCGAAGGUGUUGCCGAGGGCUGCCGACAGGCCAACUGUGCUCUCGUCGGCGGCGAGACCGCUGAGAUGCCAGGCCUCUACUCUGGAUCCGAAUACGAUGCGGUCGGUGCAGCUGUCGGAGCUGUCCAGAAGGAUCGUAUUCUGCCCAACACUGCCAGCAUGGAGGAAGGCGAUGUACUUCUCGGACUUGGUUCCAACGGCGUUCACUCAAACGGCUUCUCCCUGGUUCGAAAGAUUAUCGAGCGCAACGGCCUCUCCUAUGAGUCGAAAGCACCCUGGGAUGAGACCACCACCGUCGGACUCUCCCUCCUGACGCCUACCCGUAUCUACGUCAAGCCUCUUCUCCAGGUCAUCAAGCAAGAUUUGGUGAAGGGUAUGGCCCACAUCACCGGCGGUGGUCUCUUUGAGAACAUUCCCCGUAUGCUGCCCGACAACCUCACGGCCGAAGUUGACGCCUCGUCGUGGACGCUUCCCGCCGUGUUGACAUGGCUCAAGAAGGCCGGCAACGUGACCGGCCCCGAAUUCGGCCGCGCCUUCAACACCGGUCUCGGCAUGGUCAUUGUUGUUUCCAAGGAGAAGGCCGACGAGACCAAGAAGAUUCUCGAGGCUGCCGGUGAGAAGGUCUUCCAAGUCGGCAAGCUCGUCAAGCGUACCGGCGAGGGUUGCGUUGUUACGAACAUGGACAAGUGGGAUGCAUAGACGUUAGAUUUUACGAGAUUUGGCAUCAUUUUUCCCCUUCCUUAUAUUUAUAUUUAUAUAUAUAAAAGCCCAUCUUUCUCUCAUUUUUGGCGCA
Xylona heveae TC161 is the source of this 2548-nucleotide messenger RNA. RefSeq names its product phosphoribosylamine--glycine ligase. The record is from RefSeq and is a predicted model, not a curated record. NCBI's taxonomy places the organism in Eukaryota, Fungi, Ascomycota, Xylonomycetes, Xylonales, Xylonaceae. Gene Ontology annotation, molecular function: phosphoribosylformylglycinamidine cyclo-ligase activity; phosphoribosylamine-glycine ligase activity; ATP binding. Gene Ontology annotation, biological process: 'de novo' IMP biosynthetic process; adenine biosynthetic process. The coding region runs from base 85 to 2454 and encodes 789 amino acids. The transcript is spliced from 5 exons. Gene Ontology annotation, cellular component: cytosol.